AUGCGUCGAUGUGCGUGUCGCUAUUGGAACACUCUCACUCUCUUGCUUUAGAUCGUCAAGGCGAAUCGACGCAGUCCACCUGUCUUUGUACCUCGUGUGUUAUCGUACAAGUGUGAAAAUAAAGCUCUUUGAAAUUAAUACUAUUUACGAGCUAGUAUCAUUCCGGUCAUGCAAGUUCGAACGUAGAAUAUAGUGUUUUUUUCUGGAAAAGUAUGUCAAACAGAUGGUUAUUGUGAUUAGGCGUUGUGCACCAUGUUGUUGUCAUGUAAGACGAAAUCUCGGCACUGUUAUCUGGGAUGAUCUCCUAAUAUAUGUGUCACCUACCAAGCAAUGACUCAGCAAACCGUGGCGGAGCUCGCACCACAUAGAUAAUAAUUGUGAAACUAUGAGUAUCAUCAGCAUGUUCCAAACAUGACGUCGUGUUCCCGUGUUGUAGAGCUUGGUACAUGAAAUCUGUUUGUACGUUCAGCAAACGGAGAUGAUGCACGACGGACAGCGAGAGGGCCGGGAGGGACAAACAUUGCGCGGGAUAAUGUACGAUAACAACGGUCCGUAUCCCGCUAGGGCCGUAAAUUGCUCAAGCAUGUGUCAGGGUCCAUCAAGGAAGGCCUGUCUCGGGUGACGACCAGCUGUGUUCUUGUAGCAUGAAGGCUUAACGGGGCUCAAAGGUCGCACAGGUACUGCGGGCGGUGUGCGCUAACAGAUAGCAGAGUGGAGUGGAUGAUGCCUGCGUGAAACGACACAAACGGCUUAACUGGCAGUUUGCAAAAUUGCUCAAUUAACGUAUCUAACGAGCUGAAACGAAGUUCAAAAGAACAUCGCAUCGUUUGUUCGGCGUUUGUGUUUGAUAAAGUUGUUCCUCGGCAAAAAAUGGAAAAAUCUACAAGAUACCGAUGUGUUUGAAUAUUUGAUCGUAUGAUGUUCUUGGACUUCCGCGUACCUUUGCCCAUCUUUGUCGUAAAAUGAUGAACGAUUUGGUACAAAACUACCGGUUCACCUUGAAUUGUUAUUGCCAAACCUGUUGUCGUGCUAAUAGUUCCUACUUUUUUUUCCUCGUUACAAUCCAUCCCACUGGUCAAGUGGUCGCAAACUGCAACACGCGAUCAACCCUGGUACAAUCUCGCUUCGCGAUCUGGUUUUUCCAGAUUUUAUGCUUCCCGCACACGGUAAAAAGAACGGGGUAAACAGAUGGGUCCAGUGUCCCACCUAUCCGGCACGAGAUACUGGUGAGGGACUGCAGAUUACUGAGUCUGGUCGUUCUCCGGCUUUGUCGGACAGCCCUCCCUCCUGCUGACAUGCCCUAUCGCGUGGCCCUAUCGUCCACUGUCGAUUACGCAGUUUUCCUCGUUCAUUCACAGCUAGAACGGAGGCUGAUCCUUCACCACGCCACCUCCAUCGUCUGCUCCAUAGAAUCGCAUGUGUGCUCGCGUGCGUGCUGCAAAGCCAAGCCAGUUAAUACUUCAACGGCCCCACGAGACGAAGCUCGCCUCAGUCGGUUGCAGUGCGUUGCCCGGAACAGAUGCCAGCCUUUGGCCCGCGCUCGAAGUGCUCACAAUCAACACAAUGGAUAGCAAAGGCGAACGGCGCGGUCAACACUCGUACUACGAUCCGGUGACCCACAUCUGGACCGGUUUGUCGACGCCACCGCUCUUCAACACCAAUCAAAGCCUCGGCCAGCUGGUGCUGGGCGUGCUGCAGCGGUGCGACCCGGCGCAGGUUACCCAGAUCAGCGACGAUGGCGGCCGCACGGUGACCUGCCGCGAGAUGUACCUGCGCACGGUGCGCAUCGCCGAACGGCUGGCCCAGCUCGGCUACGGCAAGCAUACGCCGAUGGCUGCGCUGGCGUCCCGCAACGGCGAACACGUCGCACCGGUCGCAUUUGCCUGCUUUGCCCUCGGCAUCCCAAUCAACACGCUCGACACGGCUUUCAACGUGGCCGACUUUACGCACAUGUUCGGCGUCACCCGGCCGGCGCUGGUGUUCUGCGAGAGCGACAUCCUGGAGGUGGUGCGCGAAGCGGCCCAGCGUGCCGCCAUCGCGCCCGAGAUUGUGCUGUUCGAGGAGCGCACCGCGGGCUACCGGCACGUGCUGGAUCUGCUGGAGCCCACCGGUACCGAGGAUUCAUUCGUACCCACCAACCUGGACGACCCUACCACCCACGUGGCCGCGGUGCUGUGCUCCUCCGGCACAACCGGCCUGUCCAAAGGCGUAACCUACACGCACACGUUUUGCAUCGCCAACCUGCCGUCCCUGUGGCGGAUGGCGCCGACGGAUUGUCUGCUCGCCUUCAGCUCGCUCUACUGGCUGUCCGGCUUUGCCUCGCUCAUCAUCGGCACGGUCUCGCAGGCGGCCCGCGUCAUCACCCGGGCACCGUUCACGCCCACGCUCGCGCUCGAUAUGCUGCAGCGCCACCCGGUGACGAUCGCGUUCUUCUCGCCCUUCCAGUCGAACCUGCUCGUGCACGAGCCACUGCUCGCGCAAACGCCGCUGCCCGCGCUGCGCCUGUUCCUGUGCGGUGGGGCACGCGUUUCCAAGCAGCUGUACGCGGCGCUGCAGCGCUGCCUGCCGUCCCACACGCGCAUCCAGAUCGGGUACGGCAUGUCUGAGUCCUGCCUAGUGACGCUGACCGACGGUAACAGUUACCGGGACGAUUGUGUCGGUACGCUGCAGGCCCGGGUCGAAGCACGCAUCGUCGACGAUGGGCUGGACCAGUGUGGGCUGGCGCCGGACGAACCGGGCGAGAUCAUGCUGCGCGUGCAGAUUCCUUUCGCCGGGUAUUAUGGCAACCCGGACGCCACGGCCGAGCUGAUGAGUCCGGACGGCUGGAUCCGGACCGGCGACAUCGGCUACUUCGACCGGGACGGCCAUCUGUACGUGAUCGAUCGCAAGAAGGACAUCAUCAAGUACGCCGGCAACCAGAUAUCGCCGACCGAGCUGGAAGUGCUCGCCAAGCAGCUGACCGGCGUGCUGGACUGCUGCGUCGUGGGCGUACCGGACGAGGGCACCGAUUUGCCGGCCGCGUUGGUUCUGCGCGAACCGGGCGCCACUGGCGCAGCGCUUACCGCCGACCAGGUGCGCCAGUUUGUGGACGAACGCGUGUCUGCCCACAAGCACCUCCGGGGCGGGGUUUACUUUACCGAGGAAAUGCCCCUGACACCGUCCGGCAAGAUUGUGCGCCGCAAGUGUUUGGAAAUUGUACAAAAGGCGCGCCAAAGCAAACAGUAGAACGAGUGUGGCUUGGCGAGGUUUUAGAAUCGUGUAGAAUUGAUUUUAUAGUAACUUAUUGUUAAUACCGUAAAAUGGGAAGCGUCUGCUUGUACGCAGACAUAUUUUACCUUCACUAGAAACGUUUAUAUUUGAAAAAAUAAAUAAAAAAAAUACAUUUAUCUAUUUA
Molecule: messenger RNA, 3394 nt
Organism: Anopheles gambiae (African malaria mosquito)
Lineage: Eukaryota; Metazoa; Arthropoda; Insecta; Diptera; Culicidae
Product: luciferin 4-monooxygenase
Exons: 2
Coding region: 1417-3225 (602 amino acids)
Biological process (GO): long-chain fatty acid metabolic process; fatty-acyl-CoA biosynthetic process
Molecular function (GO): long-chain fatty acid-CoA ligase activity
Source: RefSeq, a predicted model, not a curated record